Messenger RNA from Oikopleura dioica, 1236 nucleotides. The record is from the annotation of a GenBank genome assembly. NCBI's taxonomy places the organism in Eukaryota, Metazoa, Chordata, Appendicularia, Copelata, Oikopleuridae.
AUGUUCCAACUCCGGGAAAAGGGGCAAUUGGUUGAGCACGGGAUGAUGGAUAUGUCGGAUGUAAAUGUCAACGUGAAGGAAAAAAUGGUACUGGAAGAUAAACCUUUCAAAGUUGGCCUUUCCGAGAAUGUGGAUUACGCUGACGGUGUCUCAUUUCCCACAGUGGAGGAGCUGGAUUUAACUGUCGAGCAGAAACAAAACCUGAGCAGUUUCCUCCAUUCGCCGAUGAACAGAAGAAGGCAGAAAAAACAUGGGCAGGAAAUUCCAAAAAGACGGUGGCCAGAUCUGAUCAUUACUGGUGCGAAGAAAUGUGGAACGACGGCGUUGAAGAUUUUUAUGAACUAUCAUCCGACUUUUCAGGACAAACCCGGCGAGCGUCAUUUCUUCAAUCGAGCCCCUAAUUGGAAAAAAGGCUACUCUUGGUAUUUGAGUGAGAUGCCGCUUACUUACGAUGAUGAGGUUUGCUACGAGAAAACUCCGGACUACUUCGAUCGACCAUUUGUUCCAGAAAGAAUGAAAGAACUACCGAACUCCGACAAAGUCAAGUUUAUUCAUGUCCUUUGCGAUCCGGUCAGGAGAAGCUUUUCGCACUUUUUGCAUAUGUUCACUGUUCAAGAGCAUGGAGAAUGGGCGACAGGAGGAUUCGAAUUUUUGUCCAAAAAUUUCGGAGACAUGCCGAAAGAACAAGCCUUUGGGGAAACGAUUGAAAUGGCCUUCAAAAAUCUCCUCAACGGGAAAGAACUAAUGACACUAUCAGAUGACGAGAUCAGAUCUGCUGUCCGAGAAUAUUUCACCAAAUGGGACUUGAAGCCUGGCGAUCCGAAUCGCGUCUUUCCACUCCGAAUCCCUGACGCAAUCCUUACUGGAAGUUUGUACUCGGUUCAUAUUUCCACUUAUCUCCAUUAUUUUACUCAAGAUCGAAUGCUAUAUCUUGACGCGACGGAGCUGAUCGAAAAUCCUGGAAAAAGUCUCCGACGAGUAGCUCAAUUUAUGAACGUACCGGCAACUAUCGACGAGAACAACUUUUACUUUGACGAGCAAAAAGGUUAUUACUGCAUGACGCCGCCAGUUGAGUCAGGACGUGCUUCAUUCUGUCUCGGUUCUGAAAAAGGUCGCUCAAAGGACAAGGUGCUUCCCGACGAGUUGAAGAACCGAAUACGGCGCUUUUACAAGCCGUUUUUAGAAGAUCUAACGAACAAGUAUUCCGGCGAUAAUUAUGAUCACUGGGACUGGUAG